AUGACCUACCACAAACGGACUUAUCAAUUCGAAAAGUUGGGGCGUAUGGUUUGCAGAAGCUGGUUGUUACGGGAUUUGUAUCUAGUGUGGAAGGUCGGGGAGUUUGGACUUAACAACGAGCAGCUUUGCUAUUUGCUAUUUCGAUAUGGGUGGAUACCAGACGAUGAAGAAAGAAAGACCCGAGGCUCUUGA
Messenger RNA from Trichoderma asperellum CBS 433.97, 192 nucleotides. Lineage: Eukaryota; Fungi; Ascomycota; Sordariomycetes; Hypocreales; Hypocreaceae. The record is from RefSeq and is a predicted model, not a curated record.